This is a messenger RNA of Haliotis rubra (blacklip abalone), 882 nucleotides long. RefSeq lists its product as uncharacterized. The transcript is spliced from 4 exons. NCBI's taxonomy places the organism in Eukaryota, Metazoa, Mollusca, Gastropoda, Lepetellida, Haliotidae. The record is from RefSeq and is a predicted model, not a curated record. Bases 1 to 684 code for a protein of 227 amino acids.
AUGAAUGCCGCGAUACAACGAGAACAAGUAAAGAAAUUGCGAGACAGAGGGUUCCUGGUUUUGAAGAAGAUAUGUCUGAUUCAGCUGGGUCUGGCUACCAUCUCUGUGAUCGUCGGAAUCGUUGCUGUCUCCUUCGCUGCCGAGAACCCCCAGUUCCCGUACAUUAUCGCUAUACCCAUCUGGAGCGGGGCACUGGUUGCCAUUGGUGCCACGUUUGGAUUUCUGGCUUCCAACAUUGGUUUCAACAAAGAUGACGUUGCACCCAAGGUCAAGGCCUAUGUCAUUCUACAUUAUGUUUUCAACGUCAUGUGUAUUUCAUUCUGCGCUGCUAGCGUCGUGUUUGGUGUUCUCGGUGCGGUGUUCUGUCGGUCCUCUGACUUCAAACAGUCGACUCGCUGUACCCCCGACACUACAGCAUUACUCGCCACGUCCGGUGUGUCGGCCGGGGUGGGAUUCCUCUUGUCCUUAAGUUGCAUCAUGGGAACGUGCUAUUUCUGUGGCUAUGCAAGAUCUAUCGGGUUCAAGUCUCGACGGGAAAUGCGGAGACAGUUCGCUGACAUGCAGAGGCAGUUGGCGGAAGUACGUGCUCAGGUCGCUGCAGGUCAAGGUCAAAAUCAAGGUCAAGGCCAAGAAAACUAUUACGCAGGUCAAGGUUCAGUAAAUGAAGGUUUCUCCAAAUGGUAGACUAACAGGUGAAAGAGCAUCGAACAAUGAGUAAGAACCGUUUUGUAAUCAGGAUGUUGGAACGUAGUUUUCUUCCGAUCAUGAAAUCUGAAAACCCACAAGCACUUGCUAGCAAUUUAGAUACUCAUACCCUGAAGCACUGAUACUUACAGUCCUGUACAAAACACAUAUUAAUAUACACGGGUACCGUAAAAGUGA